GCCGAGCCGGGCAAGAGGGGGCGAGCGAAGCGGUGGCUUUGGUGCCGGAGCCGAGUUGCUGCGCUCCGACGACGACAGGGCGCAUCAUGGACUCCCCUUGCUCCCCGAAGGCGCUCCUCCUGCUGGGGCUUUUUCUGCUCGCCUGCUCAGAAUGCCAGGCAGAUGUGCAAGUGUUUGCCCCAGCUGUGAUGGAGGUUCUGCUGGGCCACCAGGUGUCCAUCCUGUGCGAGCACAAAGUGUCGGGGGGCGACGGCUCCCUCCUGGUGGAGUGGUUCAUCACGGACAAGAAUGGGGAGCAGCGGCGUGUGGCCUACAGCGACCAGGGUCAACAGGGGAUGGACCGAGGCACAGAGUACACAGACCGUGCCUCCAUGAACUCUAACCACAGUCUGGUCAUCAAAGCGGCCGAGGUGGUUGAUGAGAGAGUCUUCUCCUGUGGGGUGACAGCGGGCCCUGGAGGGAGUGGAACGGGAGUGACCCAACUCAAGGUGUACGGUGCACCUGAACUCCCAGAGGUCACACCUAACACCAGGACCCUCUCAGUGACAGAAGAGGACACUUCAGAGAUUGCAACAUGCACAAGCAAAAAUGCCAACCCAGUGCCAACCAUCAGCUGGUACAAAGAUGAGCACCCUCUGAAUGCCUCCACUGAGCGCAACAAGGAACUGUAUGUUGUGUCACGGACGGUGAAAGAGGCAUCAGGGCUCCACUCUGUCUCCAGCACGCUGUACUUACGUGUGAAUAAAGCUGACAAGGACUCCACCUUCCGCUGCAAAGUCAGCUACUCGAUGCCACACGGAAAAGUUGACAGCGUGGAGUCAGACCCCUUCCAACUCACGUUGCACUACUACACAGAGAACGUGCAGUUUGUAGUGGAUGCUCCAGAAGUCAUCAAGGAAGGGGACGCUGUUAAGCUGCGCUGUGAGGCUGACGGGUACCCCCCGCCUGAGUACAUCUUCUCCAAACUGCAGACUGAAGAUAUCCAGAUAGACCUGGGGUCCCACUUUAACGGAAUCCUGCACAUUCCGCACGUGAUGAAGGCUGACAGCGGGACGUACCGGUGCCAGGUGCUUGACUUUGACAGCCCCAAUGAGGUAGACCUGGAGAAGGAGGUCACCAUCCACAUCAACUAUCUGGACCCACUUGUCUUGAACCCCAGCAAGAUGGUGAUGGCAAAAUUGGGUGGAAGCCUUGAACUUACUUGUUCUGGUACUGGCUCCCAGAGGCCCAUCUUGUCAUGGAAGAAGGGGAAGGAGCAGGUAGGAGAGGGCGAGACAUUGGCCCUGAAUUCACUGAACUACCACAUGGCUGGCAGGUACACCUGCGAGGCGUCUGUGCCCACCAUCCCUGGGCUGCGACGGAACCAGACCGUUGAGGUCGUUGUUGAAGGAAUGCCAGAGGUGGAGAAGAACCAGUCCACAAGCCAUUACCAGAGUGUGGGCCAGAAAGUGACGUUUACCUGCUCUGCUUUGGGCUACCCUGAACCGGAGAUUAGGUGGAGCAUAACUGGGGAGGAGCCCUCUCUGAAAGUCUCUGGCAACAGAGUCAUCAGCGAAUUGUCCUUGGAGGUGACCCCCGAACUGGCUCAGAGUGGGGUGAAGUGCUGGGCAGAAAACAAACACGGCAUGGACGAGCAGAUGUUCCAGUUACAGUUGGUUUCCCCAACAUCUCCUGCCACCCCAGUGCCAGCAGUGGACGGGGCCGAGAGCCAGGGUGGCAGUACGGUAGCCGUCAUCGCUGUGUGUGUUUGCGUCCUGCUCCUCCUCCUCAUCGUGGGCUUCUUCUACUUCAUGCAGCGCCGUGGCCAGCUGCCCUGUGGUGGGGGCGAGAAGAGGUCUUUAACCCCCAAGGAAGGGAAUCCUGAUGACACUGUGGUGGAGAUGAAGACAGACAAACGGAACGAGCAGACGGGGCUCUUGAGCCCUGGGGGUGGCGGCGGAGGUGGGCCAAAUGAGUGCUGAGAGUAAGUCCGGAGUUGUCUUGUUCCAGAGGAACCCUGCCCCCUGCCUGCUGUGCACCACACACAAUGGAUGAAGAGGAUGCUAGGACUGGACUGUGCGAGGGGAACACACCCCCUCUGGGCCCUUCCUUCUACAAGGACAGGGAGCAUCCUUACAUCUGGACUUUUUGUUGUGGGAAUGGGGUGAGGUGGAGGGGUUGUGCUGCCAUGACUACUACUACUUCCUCCUUAAAAUGCCUGAUCAUUAUUAUUUUUUAAAAAAGAAACUGACAGAUGCCCAGACCCCCGCCCCUAAUGCUAGUAGACACAUCACCAACACACAGGCCCUUGUACCCCCACAUAUGCCACCACCUGUAUACCUGUUGCUUGCCUGUGGACAUAAGCUAGCACCCACACGUGCACGUACAUCAGUAACAUGCAAGCACAACCUUGCAAGUAAAUUCACAAAGGUUUAACAGGCACAUCAGUUUUGUUUUGCUUUGUCUUUCAUCACCGUUCUGGUGCACUUCUGUUAGUCAUUUGUGGUCUGAAAGCAAUCACCUUUUGUAAAUCUUCCCCAUUUGGUCACUUGGAGGUGAUUCUUGCUCGCCGUAGGUAAUGCUUGUUCUUCUUUCACCUGGUUGUGCAAAGACUUGUGAACGCUCAUGUUCCUAUCUUUAUCCUCAGUGUGAAACAUGCAGCAAAAGGGAACAGAGGAAUCCUGUUGUCCACCUGCAUGUAUAGCAGCAUGUGACUGUGUCUCAUCGAAGCAUUAAGAUGUUCAUACAUGUCACUCAUUUACCUUAUUCGUAUGUGUGUGUGCAUAUGUACGUAUGUAUAUAUAUAUGUACAAGGCUUUUCAAAUUAUGGCUUGGUAGCAGAGGAUUAGUUUCUCUUAGCCAGCCAUGAAGUUCACUCCCACCAUAUUCUAUGCAUUUAUCAACAUAGAUAAAUUGUCUAACGAAGUUACAUAGUUCAGGCUGUAAUCCAGUAUGUGCUUAAGUGAGAGCAAUCUCCAUUUAACUCAGUAAGUACCUAAGAAGAAUCUGGCUGCUGGAUCAGGCCAAUGGCCCAUUGAAUCCAGCAUCCUGUUCUCACAGUGGCCAACCACAUGCCUUACAAUCAUGUUUACUUCUGAGUAGACAUAUAUAGGCUCAUGCUGUCAAGCUUUAUGUUUGUUGAUGAACAUGACAUCUCUGUUUACAGUUUCUUUUUAUUUUAAUUUGUGGUUCAUCCAACCACUUUUGGCUGUUCUUUUCCCUUCAUAUUUUUAAGACUGGUCUUUGUUUUACACACACACACAUGUGCACAUGUGCGUGUAAUCAUACAGGAAAAUGUGGGUUUUGGCUAAUCAGAUGCCUCUUUUUAAUCUUCUGUCUAAGACAUUUUAGUGCAAACCUGAAGAACAGAGGGCCAGUUCUUGAGGAAAGAUUCCUGUGGCAUGUUAAAGACCAAUUUGUGUGUGUGUGGCCUGAUUGCAUACAGUACUACCUGGGGAGUGUGUUCCACUGAACUCAGCAUACAGCUACUAAAAUACAGAGGAUACUGUCCUCAGCCAGCUGAAAUAAACGCUGUCAGCUUUUAAUGAGAAAUACGAGCAAUCUUACAAAGAAGUGCUUGCCAUUUAAGUCAGUAGCCUGACAUUUUGUUGUUGUUGUUGUUAUGUGCCUUCAAGUCGAUUACGACUUAUGGCGACCCUAUGAAUCAGCGACCUCCAACAGCAUCUGUCAUGAACCACCCUGUUCAGAUCUUGUAAGUUCAGGUCUGUGGCUUCCUUUAUGGUAUCAAUCCAUCUCUUGUUUAGAAGCAAUACCAGAGAGCGGCAAAGGUAUGUAUAAAAGCAUCAGCUCACAUUAAUACAAAUAAACCAUCAAUCCUGACAUACUUUUAAUAUAAACAGUGCAUGUGUCCAAAUAUACAUCUAAAUGAAAUAGGUGAUUGCUGUUAUGUGCCUUCACGUCAACUACGACUUAUGGCAACCCUGUGAAUCAGUGACCUCCAAUAGCAUCUGUUAUAAACCACCCUGUUCAGAUCUUGUAAAUUCAGGUCUGUGGCUUCCUUUAUGGAAUCAAUCCAUCUCUUGUUUGGUCUUCCUCUUUUUCUACUCCCUUCUGUUUUUCCCAGCAUUAUUGUCUUUUCUAGUGAAUCAUGUCUUCUGAUUAUGUGUCCAAAGUAUGACAACCUCAGUUUCAUCAUUUUAGCUGACAUAGGACUUUCCAUCUUUUAAGAAAAAGAAUUUCCCUUCUCUCAGUGACUGCGAGGUCUUCAGACUUUGCAGUCUCACCACCAUCACCCAGCCUUAUUUGUAAUCUGGGUUCUUCGUGUGACACAGUGGAUUAACAUAGAGAAGAAACCUGACCAAGCAUUCUCCUACAGAGAGGCUCUCACAGUUUCAUACCUUGUGAAACUGACCCAAUAUUUCAUAAACAGUAGUAAAAUUUGAAAGCCUCGUUACCUUUCAGUCACUUGCCAGAGGGAGUGUAUCUUGCCAUAAUUACUUUGGCAAGUGGAUUUGGGGAAGCCUGUAUGAAUGGAUGCUUAUACACACACACGUGAACACCACCAUCCUACAAACACCUGCCACACCUGUACAUUUCCGGUUAGGAAGUAGAUUUGUGUUUCUAGCGCAUUUACAAGUCCACUACGGCAUCCACAAGCCUGGUGAUCGACAUAUUAGAGCUGCCAACUUUUGAACUGGGCCUCUGUGGCUGUCCCUUUAGCAACCAUUUGAUUUGCAGCAAUAAGCAAAUGAAUGUGCUCCUGGCUCCAUGCUAUGGAAAGAAAAAAAGUUGUUUGCUGAUUUCUGCAGAUCCAUACUCUCUUUGAGCAGGCGAGGCUGGUUGGAGUGCUCUUCUUUCUUUUUUCCUUAGCAAGUUGGCAACUUUGCAACACCCAGGUGCUAUGUACGCGUGCCAGCGCCCACCACGCUUAAUAUGAGCACAGGUUCCCAAUAUGAAAUGUCAGGAUAAAGCUUUUUAUCUCUGUUCCCGGAGGCGAGCUGGUGAAGAGUGCCUGUCUUUUUCUUACUGUGUGCAGAAUGUGCUUCCUUCAGCAUUUGUCGCCAUAAAUCCAGCUCUAGCAUUGGGGGUGGGGGGGCUUUGCAGCCAGAGGGGUUUGGCUUCCAGGCAGGCUUCACCUGCUGCAUCUUCCUUCUUUCACAUUAAGCCCUGACAACUUUCUUGCACAUGCAUUUCCUUCUCUGUGUCUGUACUUGCAUGCACACAAACCUGGCAAGGGCGAGGAACCUUUGGCCCUCCCAUCCCUGGCCUUCUGUGCAUGGUUAAAAAUCAUGGCAGCUGGAGACUGGAUGAUCCUCCUCAAACACCACUUUUUACCUACAGACGCUACUCCAGCUUGGUUCCAGUUAUAGGUUCGUUUCCAGCUAAGUUCUAGUCAGAGUAGACACAUGGACAUUAAUGGACCUAAGUUAGUCAUGUUCAUUAAUUUCAGUGGAUCUACUCUUGAGUAGGGACUAGCAGUGGAUACACCCCAUACUCUUGUUGUCCACCAUCCCUAUCUAUCUCUUGUCCCUUCCAAUAUUUUUAUUUUCUUCAUUGAAAUGCAUCAUCUUUUUAUAUGGCAUUUUUUGUCUGGACAGGAGAAAACUUUUGGGGUUCUAGUCUUCCUACCGUCCCCUAAUCCCCGUGGCGUGUGUCCCCCUUUUUGUCUCUUGCACUGUCUGGUCAAGACACUGGCUCUUUUGGGGGGGAGACUUGGGGCUUUCUUUUUUAAAACAAGUGUAGUAUAUUUAAUGAUGUUGCAUCUUGGAGAGCAGGGUGAAGCUGCAGAGCUAUGGCAGAGUCGAGUUGAGGUGUGGAGGAGGCGGAUGCAAUGAGGGGAAGAGGAAAGGGGGGAACAUAUAUAUGGGCCACUGAUUUUAAAAGAAGCAUUAUCGGAAGAGGGGAAGGGGGGGUUAAUGGCUACACAUCCCUUCCUUGCAUGGCAGCUGGGAAUCUCCUUAGCCCCCUCUCCCUGUAUUUUCCAAAUAAGGGAUGGGGUUGUGCCUGUCUCUCACAAAUCCCUCUGGCCCAAUAUGCCCCCAUUUCCUGCCUCCCUUUUUCCCACUCAGGCCUGCUGUUAUUUUUAGGGUUACCACCUUUAAAAACAAACAAACCCUGCCCCCUGCCAUUCCUGUGCCUUUCAUAGCUGCUUGAUCUGCAGGCUAAGAGUAGGUGAGAAUGUUGAUCUCCAGGCCAUGAAAAGCUCCACCUGCCAGGUUGUUUUUUUUUUUUCUGCAGACCGAGCUUACUUUGAAAGGCACAGGAGCAGAUCAGCUGGCAGCCCUGGUCAUUUUGCAUCCCUCCCUCGCCCUCCCUGGAGGACUCAUGCCAUAGUUCCAGCAUCUUCACUCCCAUCCUUUCUGACAUGUCUGUUACCUGCUGCCCUUCCCUCCCGGGUUACACUGUACAUUAGCAAUUAAAAAUAUUGUAACCUCAAGUGU
Molecule: messenger RNA, 6380 nt
Organism: Rhineura floridana
Lineage: Eukaryota; Metazoa; Chordata; Lepidosauria; Squamata; Rhineuridae
Gene: BCAM
Product: basal cell adhesion molecule (Lutheran blood group)
Exons: 16
Coding region: 87-1961 (624 amino acids)
Cellular component (GO): plasma membrane
Source: RefSeq, a predicted model, not a curated record